UAAUGUGUUAAAAUUACACAUAAUGUGUUAAAAUUACACAUAAUGUGUUAAAAGCUUAACGCACAAAGAUGUGUAAAAAAUUAACACAUCCUUUCUAAGAGUGUGUAUAAUUUUAUAUUGAGGUUAUAAUAUAGAUAAGUAAACAUUUAUAUAGUAAAUUUUAAAAGUAAAUAUGUAUAAUACAUAUAUUAAGGCAAUGCAGGCUAUAUACAGAUUUUUUUAAAGUCAAUUUAAGAAGACACUGAAAUGUUUGUUGUUGCUGCUGGCAAGCCACUGACUGAAUACGGGAUUGAUCAGACAAUAAAACAUUAACCUAGACGAUAUGUGGGCUCUUGUUUGUUCAGGCUAACUACACCAUUAUUAAAAGUUUCUUCUUACAUUAAAGUUUAUCUGUAUCUACUACUCAAGUGCACUGAAAUGAUUUUCUCACCCUCACUUUGGCUAGAGUAGUGUGCAGCGACUCAAGGGAAAGUUGGGGCAUGUUCAGAGACGAGAUAAAAAACUUCCAGCCGGGAAAGGAAAAGUAAAAAAAAAACAACAGUGUGCGGGCGAUGAACAGUUUAGCACACAUAGUAGGGAAGCACACACGUGGAUGGAGGUUUUCACGUUACUUCUUCAAACGAAGACGCUCUCCAAUGGAAAGUAACGCGACGGAAGAUCUCAUGUUGUAACAGGGCAUGGAUUUAAGUAACCCAUAUUUUCCUAUUGGUUUGGUUGCCUCACAGGAGUGCUGGUAAUGGUGUUGAGCAUGGUUGCCUCUCAGAUGUCCCAUGUUCACACUAAACCAUUGGAUUUUGUGUGCAAUAUGGAUGCCAGAAGAGUAAUGAACAAGGUGAAGGACUUUGAAGAGAAAAUGGUAGACUGCAGCACUGUAGCAUCUCUACCUUCUUCUAUUCAAUUACCAUGCAUUAGGAUUCACAAAGCAACCUGGGAGAAAAAAUCAGUGCAUGAGCGGAGGGCUGAGAUCCUGCUGUCUUUGGGGACUCUAGCACAGGACGUGCACACUGCCAGGACACUAAGCCAACCUGGCUGUGGGCUUACUCUGCUGGAGCGCUUGGAACAUAGUAUCAACAACUACCUGCAUAUAUUGAAACUACUCCACAAUGAGCAGGGGGAGCUAGUACAGCCCCAGGCAAAUAGCUGUCUGGGUCAGGACUCUAAGGAUUUGGGUCUGGUCUUGAAGCACUUUGGACGUCUGCUCACAGGCAAGCUGGAAUGGCUCAUUGCAGAGAUGGCAAAGGGGUGCUAGACUGAAAAACUGACUUCUAAUCUCGGCCUUUGUUCAACCUUGUAUAAUGGGACCAGACAGGCCCAAUCAAUUUUAACAAUGGCUCACCUACAAAGAAAAUGGAGGGCCAUGCACUUUGCAGGAGACCACCAACUGUGUUACAAGAAGAAAGUACAUGACGUGUAAAUGGCAACACUGCGCCAUCUACUGGGUCAUAGAUAAACUACGAGCAUUGAGUGACUGACACACCUGUUGAGAUGCACCUUCUGAACUUUUGAAACAGAAAGUAUUUGGUGAAGUGAUAUUUUAUAUUUCAGAUGAUAUUUAUUUAUCUUACAGAUAAAUCCAGAGCAUUUGUGCAUAUAGUAUAUUUUGUAUACACUUAUCAUUACGAUGCAAGAUUUUUAUUGCCAUGUGUAAGCUGUGCAUUGGAACAUUGAUGCAUUUACACAAAAUACACAAUGUAAUAUUUAAGAAACUAUUUAAAUGACUAAAAAUAAUUUUAGAUAUAUUUUGCCUAUUACUUUUUUAUUGUUACAGCAGUUUCGCAAAAAUCUAUCAUUUGUAAAAGUUUGAAAAAUGUACAUAUAUAAAUAUUUAAGUAUAUUUUCAUUUAAUUA
Messenger RNA from Misgurnus anguillicaudatus (oriental weatherfish), 1848 nucleotides. It is a transcript of the gene thpo, whose product is annotated as thrombopoietin. Gene Ontology annotation, biological process: cell population proliferation. The record is from RefSeq and is a predicted model, not a curated record. Lineage: Eukaryota; Metazoa; Chordata; Actinopteri; Cypriniformes; Cobitidae. Gene Ontology annotation, molecular function: cytokine activity; hormone activity. Gene Ontology annotation, cellular component: extracellular region.